This is a messenger RNA of Entrophospora sp. SA101, 543 nucleotides long. NCBI's taxonomy places the organism in Eukaryota, Fungi, Glomeromycota, Glomeromycetes, Entrophosporales, Entrophosporaceae. The record is from the annotation of a GenBank genome assembly.
AUGGUAAUAGUCCUGACUGUAGUUGUGUCAAAUCCAUCAGGCAUAUUUUCCAAAUCUUCCAAAUAUUCGAACAAUAAUAACAAAGAGUCUGAAGGAACUACCAAUAAAAAAAACACUUAUGAUAGUGAUAGUGAUUAUAUGCCUGAUGAUGACAUUAAUACAGUCAAGGUCAAAUCACAUAGACAAAGAAUAAUUUCUAUAUACAAUGCAAAGAACAAAAAACCAAUAUUUCAAUGGAUAUAUUAUGGAGUGGAUGUUUAUAAUUUGAUUUUUGGGAAUUUAACAAAAAAAGAUUUAGAGAAGUUUGAAUAUGAUGCUUCCAUAAAUUCUUACAUUGUUGACUUCACAAAUGAUGAAAUUUUUGAAAAACCUAUUCUUGAAAAAUUUUACAAAAAACAUGUGAAUGAUUUACAAUAUGAUUAUCAUUAUGAAAUAUCCAAGAAGGUGAAACAAUAUAUCAUAGAUCAUAUGGAAAAUCGAAUUAGAUUAAAUGAUGACAAUGAAGAAUUAUUUAUAUCAAUGUUUUUCUUAACUGAGUUGUAA